Cyphellophora attinorum is the source of this 3246-nucleotide messenger RNA. RefSeq lists its product as uncharacterized. The record is from RefSeq and is a predicted model, not a curated record. The transcript has a single exon. The coding region runs from base 1 to 3246 and encodes 1081 amino acids. Gene Ontology annotation, molecular function: protein binding. NCBI's taxonomy places the organism in Eukaryota, Fungi, Ascomycota, Eurotiomycetes, Chaetothyriales, Cyphellophoraceae.
AUGGCGUCAAGAACGAGGACUGAGGAGAUCCUGUACAAGUACCUGCUUGAGGUCAACACUGAGCGUCGCCACAAAGAUUUAUUCGAUGCAGUUCAGCAAGGAAGAGCGAUCCCGGCACAGCAUGAGACAGUUCAGCGCGCUCUUGCUGCCCGCAUCAAAGAAGUCCAUGCUUACAUGGCCACUAUCGCCGACGAAGAUGCCGAACUCGCAGCCUCCGUCGCCGCCGUCAAUGCAGGGCAUUCCACCAACGACCAGGAGGAUCAAGUACGCAAACUAAUGAUUGCCAUCCGUGCGAGACUUGGCCUGGUCGUGGACCGAUUGGGUGUUGAGGCUGGGAGCGAUCCAAAACUUCACAAUGCGAUCCUGGCAAAGCGUCAGGGCAGUGCAACUCCCGAACAGAAAGAGCUUUGGGUCGUGGCUCGGCGCAACAUUGUGACGAAGCUCGAUCAAGAGCUGGGUCGUGUCAAGCCCGAGCCUCUCAAGAGCGAAGCCCGUCGAGCAGUGCCGGAACCAUCCACCUCAGGAGUGUCCAAGCUAUCCACAUCAGGUCCUGUGAGUACUGAUGCCGCCUCAGUCUUCUACACCAGGUAUGAUCCGAAUGGAUGGGAUACAAUCUGGGUCACACCCCUCAAGCACGAGUGUGCGCCUCGCGCCGUUGCCGCUUCCUUCAACGAGGCCAAUCCUGCAGCCGUACCUCAGCUCAACUUCCAGGAUCUCCUCUCAAUCCUGGCUCGACGCGAUCUGAGACAGCAAGCCGCAGAUUUUGCAGGCAUCUCUAUCGACGAAUACGAGAAAGAGGAAGAGGCCGACGGUAUAUCGUUCCAGUCUGUGGCUGUGGCGUUCGCGGUUUGGGCCGAAGAGAACAAUCAUGGUCCUUAUCGGCUUGGGCUCGUGGUAGGUAGCUCUCCCAAGGAACUCCACGGCUAUCGUGACGGACAGAGUCACCCGGAUGGGCGGACCUUGUGGAUACAGUCCGAUGAUGCAGAGCACGAUGAAGAGAUCAUAGAAUUCAACAAAGCCAAACCAGACGAGGCUGUCGGCAACCACUUCGCUGGCAUCAAAGAGAUCACCCACGACAUGUCAGCCGAUACACCCAUCAAUGUCCAAUCUACAACUCAGACGCCGUUGUUGCCUACAUCAGUCGUAACACAGGUCUCGGUGACGCCCGAGCCAUCCGAGAUCUAUGAUGGAGAAGAUAUCGAAGGCCAUGUCUAUCGAUGCAAAGUCAACCAUGUCAAAGUUGAAGAUACUGAAAUCGAUCUCGAGGUCGGCGACAUUGGCCGCAUCAUCAGAGUCAGCAAACGACAUGACGGUGAUUGGAUCAAGGUCACAGUUCCAGCUCGGGGCGCAAAUGACAACCGUGGUUUUGUUCCUCGCAAUGUCGUCGAUGUCGGCAUCGGGAAGUGGGGAGAAAUCACUGUUGCAGGUAUUAAUGUUCCGCUACCGGAUCCUCCAGCGGUCAAAGUCCCUAAGGCCGGCACAGUGCUAUCAAAGACUCUUCGAGCCAUGACUCUUGCUCUGCGAGAUAGCGACGAUCUCCCUGUCAACCCCGUGCUUCGCAACGCGCUUGAGGAUAACGCGACGCGGGACUCUCAUCUUGUAACGAUCGAGAAAGGUCUUCGAGAGACUGGAUUCGAAGCUACGUUUGCGUUGGAGAGGUGGACUUUCGAAGAUCUCAAAGCUACUGGCCAGCGAAUUGUCACUCCCAACGGCAGUGGCAGUCCGUUCGAUGACAAGUGUGGCAUCUAUCUGCGGCUGUUCUAUGAUUGUAACUCCGGAAGCGAGGAUUACGAAGUCAUCGUCAAGAAGUAUGGCCGACCAAAGGAUUCGAUGUACGGAGGCAAGACCAAGCGCACAUUUCCUAAGCGUGAGCAGGAACACGAGAUGGCCGCGGACCCGACUUCAAAAAGUCACCACUACAGCGCUGCUGGACAGUGUGAUCCUGAGCAUGGAGUUCGCGCAGUCCCCUUCAUCACCUUGCCGAGGAACGCUGUGGAUUCCCUCUUUGCGCUUGCAGAGCAACUGACUAUAAUGUUGCUGGAACUAGGCGUACCCGUCAUGAAAAUCCAACACGAUCAGCUGGAGAUUGUUAGCGCGACCGAAGUUACGAAGCGCUCGUUUGUUGGGGGUUUCAGUUUCGCUGAAGAUAUUCGCAUUGGACGAGUCAUUCACCAGAUCUCGCUCAAGGUCUCACAGCAGACUGGGUGGCUUGGGACGUUCAGCCGGAGUAAGUUCAGCGACAACCCUGGCAUGGGAUGCAACUGGCAAAUGCCCGCGUGCGAAGGUUGGGGAGGAACAGUGACAUGGGUCAAAUUUGUGGAAGGCAACAUCACUUACUACAGCCGACACGCGAAACAGUCAAAGGACGCGGGAAAUGACCGUAAGACGAACGAAAUUCAGUUACAGAUCAAGGGCAAAAGAAUGCGUCUUGGUUGCGAAGCUCCGAAGGGAUGUGAUGCUUUCGUGGUUGCGGAGAUCACCAACGACGGGACUCCGCAUCCUGCCAGUCUUGCUCGGCUGCCAAAGUUCCCCGUCUACGAAGGUCAAGAUGCUGCCAACCAACUCGCCAUUCGUCUUCUUUGGAAGGAGAAGAAUGGUAAGUGGAAAGCCCAAUACAGCCAAACUUCACAGGUCUGGACAAAGUUGGAUCAGGACUACGCAUUCUUCUCCUACGGCGCUGCAGUUGCACUCAAGGCAUACUUCGAGCGAGAGCCGAUUUCUUGUCCAGAGUGGUUCACAGACUUCGCCAAAGGAAUCGGUGUGGCAGAAUCUGUCCGAGAAGUGUCAUUUUCCCAUAUGACUCAGACAUACACGCUCACGGAGGUUCCUAUCAAGCACGGCAGCCCCCGUGAGGUCGGGUUGCUAGGCGAUCCAGCUCGAACUCGCAGUGUCAUCGAGAACGACAUCGGAUACGAGAACAUCGCUGCUGCUUGGCCGCCGGAUUCCGCGGAUAAGGGAAAGUCGUUGAUGCAGACGCCGGUUAAGGGCAGACCCCGCUCUAACUGCGAUGUUUGCCGCUACUUCGGUCGUGCUCCCUGUACGCAAAUUGGGAACACCAACCAAUGUCUGGGGUGCCUCAGAAUGAAUACUCCAUGUUCUUGGACACCGACGAAGCGUCUUACGAGUAGAGGAUGGGGUGUAGAUGGCGAUCUUGCGGCGAAAGAACAGGAGUUUUACGUGUCUCCACCACUGUGUGAUGCUGUGGAAGAGAUUUCUGACCCGGAAACUUUCUACGCCGAACUCUGA